GCCACAGUGUCAGUUAUCUACUCUUGCUAGCUUUCUAUUCUAGACUGUGUGUGGAACAUUCUGUGAUGUCAGAGUUACCCGUCAUAAAUCUUUGCCACGAAGUGAGAUGUGCUCAAUUUGAUCAUCUGACAGUGCAACACAGACCUCAGACUGAAGAUGAUGACACUGGUGUGGAUUACAGUGAUUAUGUUUAAUAAAAUUGAUUCUGCAGAGACAAAUGAUGUCAAUCAACCAAAUCCAAUAAUCACCGCUAAUGUUGGUGAUAACGUGACUCUACACUGCUUUCGAAUGCGAUCGGACUCUGGAGCUAUGGUUUGGUACAAGCAAAAAGUAGGACACAAGCCUCGUGUAUUGGUCACAGUUCAGCACGGACCCAGUUACAAAGAUGAGUUCAAGUCACCAAGAUUCAGCAUCGAGAAUGAAAAGACAAGCUGCCAUUUAAAAAUUUCUCAUGUGGAACCCUCAGAUGAAGCCGUGUAUUACUGUGGAUUUAUAGUAUUUUCAACAUCAUUUGGAAAAGGAACAUUUUUAUCAGUGAAAGGUGAUGGAGAUGUAAAAGUGUCAGUGUUCCAGAGCGGCGUGUCGGACUCGGUUCCUGCAGGAGCGUCAGUGACUCUGCAGUGCUCGGUUCUCUCUGAGAGCAGAUCAGCAGAACUCCAAGUGCUCUGGUUCAGAGCUGCUCCAUCACAAUCCCAUCCUCAAAUCAUUUACACUCAUCACAACAGCAGCCAUCAGUGUGAGAGCGGCUCUUCUACACACACCUGUGUGUACAACUUCUCCAAGAACAUCCUCAGCCUCAAUGAUACUGGAACUUACUACUGCGCUGUGGCCUUGUGUGGGAAGAUCAUUUUUGGGAACGGGAGACAAAUACAGUUGGAGAGAUCUGUGGAUCCUGUAGUGAUCUACCUCGCUGUAGCUUUGGGAGUGUGUGUGGUCGUGAUCUUUGCUUUGACCUUUCUCAUAACCUGUGAAAGGAGAAACUGUGAACAAACCAGUGUGAGAAUAAAACAAGGUUCAGUGACAGACAAUACCCUUAAUCAGAAUUCAUUCCUACAGGACUGUGACAAUGAGCUGAAUUAUGCUGCCUUACAUUUCAAUGAGAGGAGAGCCAAACGAGGACGAGUGAAGAAACAACAACCUCAAGACGUUAUAUAUUCUGAUGUGCGAGGUCGUUCUAUAAUGUAGAUUUGAUCUCUAAUCUGAUUCAGUGUCAUUAGUUCUGUUAUCAGGUUUCAUUUUCAGUGUAGAUAUGUUUUUAUUCAUGAUUGUUCAGACAGAAUUUAAACAGCUGAACGAUCUAGAAGUCUCAACAUCUCAAUGAAUAAAAUGAGAACGCAGUUUUAGACAUCGUUAAGCGUGUGGAAAUGUUUUUUAAAAACGUAUAACAUUACCCUGCCUUUCAUGCUAUGUUAUGAAUAUUUGUAUUAAAAUU
Ictalurus punctatus (channel catfish) is the source of this 1432-nucleotide messenger RNA. Its product is annotated as immunoglobulin kappa light chain. The transcript has 6 exons. The coding region runs from base 157 to 1185 and encodes 342 amino acids. The record is from RefSeq and is a predicted model, not a curated record. NCBI's taxonomy places the organism in Eukaryota, Metazoa, Chordata, Actinopteri, Siluriformes, Ictaluridae. Gene Ontology annotation, biological process: response to bacterium.